AUGAGUAGCGUGACAGUUCUCUGCCCGAACGCUAAAAGAUGUCCUGUGAGGGUAACACCAAGCAUGUUGAUGAAGCAGGUGCUAGAGGAGGCAUGUUUGAAGAAUGGCUUUGAUGCAGAUGAGUAUAAGCUGCUCAACCAAAAUCGUCAUAUCGACCUCGCCCUACCCUUCAGGCUUAGCGGCUUACCCAACAAUGCUACACUUGAGAUGGUGAAAGCAACGAAAAAUGUAUCGAACUCAGUGGUCACAAUAGCCUUACAGCUCCCCAGUGGAUCAAGGAUGGAGAACACAUUUCCAGUUACCUCAUCCCUGUUUGAAAUGUUAGCGUUUUUCUCGCAGUCUGCGAACAAAGAUCUAACAGCUACUGAUGAUUCAUCAACGCCAACUUGUAGCUAUAUGAAUCGGCAGUACACUGGGCCAGCUGAACUGCGAAGCACGACGUUUUCUUCAAUUGGAAUAUCUACUGGAAAGUGUCUCAUAAGAUACCAGCGUGUUCCUUUGUCCAAAGAACAACAGAACGAAAUAGCAGCACGAAUAGCUAAUGAUGCAGCGGAGAAGGAGGCGCUGCUUGCUAACUAUGAAAGGAUGAAAGCCGAAAAUGAGAGCAGAGCUCAGCUUGAAGCUGCUCGUUUGAAACGAUUCGAGGAGGAGUUGCGUUUGGAAGAAGAAAGGAAAAAAUCUAUCAGUGCGAUGACUGCGGUAGAGGAACGAGCGAACACUAAUAAUCAAGUCUCACAGUACGACGAAUAUUUUCUUCUAGUAGAUACAUCUUUGAGCAGACCACAAUCGGAGCAUGAUAGACUUACUGAUAUCCUUGCCCAAGAAGGACGUGUGCCCCUGUCACGCAUUGCCAUUGAAGCUACCCGUUCAGAGGAAUCGGAAGAGGCACCUCCCGUUGUUAGUCCAGCUAAUUCCACUCCCCCAUGCGAGCGGCAGCCGGUUGUUUUCCAACGUCGGAUGAAAUUCGAAUGGAAUGACAUGGAAGCAGGCCUAAGUGACGAUUUCUUCGAAGUUAGCGUUGAUGACGUGAAAGCCCGACAAAAAGAACUUCGAGAAGAAGUCAGGUUAAGUACCCAACGCGCUCUCAUUUCCGCACAAUAUGUAAAGCAGAAGAAUAGAGAGAGGAAAUUGACUGCUUAUCGCCAUACCGUAAUCAGGAUUCCGCUCUGCAAUGAAAGAAUGAUUCAAGCACAGUUCCUCAGCGCGGAACCGGUUGCUCGACUUUUCGAAUGGAUUCGUUCUAUAAUAUCGCGCAACAUACCGUUUUCCAUAAAGCUUGCACUGAUCUAUAACAUAGAAGAGUCGACUUCGAUGAAUUUCGUGGAUGCGGAGUUGGCGCCCAAAUCCACUGUGGUCGUCAGGUUCAGGGAUUCAAUGUCCUUUGAAUCUCUUCUAUUGAAAGACAAGUUGCAAGAAUGUACUCAGGACGAAGCGGACCGAUUGAGCACGAUUUGGCUGUCGGUGAAUUCAAUGUUCAAGCCGUACACGGCUGUUGUAGAGGAGGAGGAGCGUAUAACGAAAAGACCCGGUGGUACAAGAGAUUCUACGAAUUCGGACUAUGCUCCACCUCCUGAAAAAACAUCCUCGGCUCCAAGAUGGCUCAGAAGAAAUUGA
Haemonchus placei is the source of this 1614-nucleotide messenger RNA. NCBI's taxonomy places the organism in Eukaryota, Metazoa, Nematoda, Chromadorea, Rhabditida, Trichostrongylidae. The record is from the annotation of a GenBank genome assembly.